Molecule: messenger RNA, 3470 nt
Organism: Mugil cephalus (flathead mullet)
Lineage: Eukaryota; Metazoa; Chordata; Actinopteri; Mugiliformes; Mugilidae
Product: protein phosphatase Slingshot homolog 3
Exons: 17
Coding region: 377-2242 (621 amino acids)
Biological process (GO): protein dephosphorylation; negative regulation of actin filament polymerization; actin cytoskeleton organization
Cellular component (GO): cytoplasm
Molecular function (GO): protein tyrosine/serine/threonine phosphatase activity; actin binding
Source: RefSeq, a predicted model, not a curated record
UUUCUUCUUUGACGUGCAGAGACGUGGCCCUGCGUGAUGACGUCACGGUCGCCUCCCGUGUCUCAGCUCGGCGGUGGCAAACUCUGGCCAAACUGGAGCAGUCGCGGCUGUAAAUGGUCAAGUUCUCCUCAGCCUCGGAAGCGACAGAGAGCGGAAUAAGGAGCUCUCGGUGCGGAGCCAACAACCAGGCGCCAAAAAAAAAAAAAAAAACGACAACAGACAAACUGGAAAUUAGAGCGCGGGACAGAGUGUGUGAAAGAAUAAAUACUCGUAUUUACCCCACCCACCGCACUCCUCUGGCUGAGGAACCUGCAGAGCCUGUCUGAGCCUGCCAGAAGCAGCAGCAGGUUUAGUGGAGACAAACCUGUACUGUGCAAUGGCUCUGUUGACCCUGCACCGGAUCCCGUCUAUCUCCGCCGCUCCAGAUGAGCUCCUCCAAAGAAGAGGGAGACUUCAGAAAAGGGAGAGCUUUGCCCUCGUAAAAGGGGCAGCUCUUCUGCUGGAAGAUGGCGACUCCGUGGGGCUUCACGAGGAGACUUCUCAACCUCCGACUUCACCGGUGAAGCAGGACAGUGGAGCAUCAGACACGCGGCGCAGGCACCUCCACGCCAUGGUUGAACAGCUCAGACCGGAAGAUACUUUGAAGCUGGCGGUGCAGCUGGAGUCCAGCAGCCCGGUCAGAGUCAGGUAUCUGAUCGUCGUGUCCACGCUGGGCAGCAAACAGGAGAGCAUCCUGCUGGGCAUGGAUUUCCCCAGCUCAGACAGUGAUCGCUGCACCAUAGGUCUCGUUCUGCCGGUGUGGAGCGACACACAAGUGUAUCUGGACGGAGACGGUGGUUUCAGCGUGACUUCAGCAGAAGAGACCAGGAUUUUUAAGCCGGUGUCCAUGCAGACAAUGUGGUCGGUGCUGCAGGUGUUGCACGGCUGCUGUGAGCGGGCAGUCAAGGCGGCUGUGAUCCCGGGCAACGGGCUGGAGUGGGCCCAGCAUUACAACCAGAACAUCGAGUCUGAUCGCUUCUGCCUCAAUGAGUGGGAGGCCAUGAACGACCUGGAGUCGGUCCGCAGGGACAGUAACGGGCAGAGCUCGGCAGACAGAGUUUCCAACGAGACUCUGAUCAAAGAGCAUCUGAGAGACAUCAUGAGGACCGAAGACCUGGACAACCUCACAUCUAAAAUGGUGCACGCUGCUCUGGAGACCCGGAUAGGCUUCGACAUGAGACCCUACAAGGAGUACAUCGACAACGAGAUCCUUGUCACCAUGGCUCAGAUGGACAAGCCCUCUAAAAUAUUUGACUACCUUUACCUAGGCUCUGAGUGGAACGCAGCAAACUUUGAGGAGCUGCAGAAAAACAACGUGGGCUACAUCCUGAAUGUGACGAGGGAGAUUGAUAACUUUUUCCCAGAGUCUUUCACUUACAUGAACAUCAGAGUUUACGAUGUGGAAGCGACCGAUCUGCUCUCUCAUUGGCCAGACACGUACAACUUCAUCAACGGUGCAAGGAAGAGCGGGCAGGCGGUGUUGGUGCACUGUAAGAUGGGCGUGUCUCGCUCUGCAUCCACGGUGAUCGCUUACGCCAUGAAGCAGCAGCGCUGGCCUCUGGAUGUGGCCCUGGCCUACGUCAGGGAUCGCAGGUCCAUCAUCAAGCCCAACGAGGGCUUCAUGAAGCAGCUGCAGACCUACGACGGCAUCCUCAAAGCAAGCCAGCAGCGCCACAGCGCACUCUGGAGGCGAAAGUCAAAAGAACAAAGACAAAAGACUGUGUGCAAGGACGACGGAGGAGAGGAAGAGGAGGAGGAGGACGAGGAUGAUGAGGAUGAUGAGGAUGAUGAUGAGGAAGGUGAAGGACUUGAUGAAAGGGACGGUUCAGAGGAAGAGCCCGAGGUAUUUGGAGAGCUCCCCCACAAGACCAGCACCAAGCAGGACCCUGAGCAGACGGGACCAGGUCCUGUCAUCACUGUAAAUGAACCAGACAAGGUCGCUCCGAGCGUUAACCGCAGUGGCAGGAUGAACCUCUUCUCGCUCAUGCAGUCUAUCAGCGAACUAGAUGAUGUGGACAAAGGACACGAACAGAUGCCCGGCAGUCCGAUGCGGUCUCCAGCGCAGCGGAGGCGUAGCCACGGGAGACGAGCACUCGCUCACCAGGCAGCGUGCGUGGACGUCUCGCCUGAACCCCGCAGCCUGCCGGAUGUCGGAGAAGCAAGCCCUGAAGUGGACAAAGAGAUGGACAAGCUUUCAGUGUAAAAGAGGCACAGAGUAGGAAAGUCCCCGAAGGAGACGAAACCAGAAGGAGAUUGAGCUCUGGGAACAUGCCAAGGUUUUUAUACACUGAUACUGAAGUUUUAAUUUAUAUGUCGCAGGUCUUUCAUUGCAUAGCUCAGCUCAUAGUUCGUUUUGACAAGAAUCUUGCUGCAGUAUUGCUCCACCAGUAAAAGCCAGGAUAUCUGGUUGCUGAAGUCAUUUCAGUGUAUUAUUAUGUUUUUUUUUGUACUAGUUUUUAAGAUCUCUCGCAUACAAACCGGUUAGUCUCUUCCCUCUGACCCUCUUUAGCUCCAUUAUCAACGGGUUUCUAUGCAAUAACUGUUCUCUUUCACUCUGUAAAUACAACGCUGUACGCUGCCGGGACGAGGUGGACGGUUUUAAAUGUCCUACACGUCCUCUCUUAAAAGAUUUCACUGUAUCUAAGCUGUGCAUUACGGACCAUGUCAGGGCCAGUUUUAUGGCACAUGCCUGUUUGCCAAAAUUAUGUAUUCCUUAUGUGCCAAUGAAUAUAUUUAACUUUAAAUCUUUAUCACGUCAGUAUGUUGAGAAACACAGUCACUCAUUUGGUUUUAUUCAUCUUAAGACCAGGCCUGCACGAGUGCCUUCAACCCGAGAAAGAAACGACUCCAUGACUGGUUUUAAGGUUUUUAAUGCGAGGUGGUGGUUGUAUUUCUCUUGUACCGUUUAUCACUUUGGUUUGACUGCAUCUUGUAUGUGACUUCCCGAGGUUGUGCAUGUAUGCGUAUUCCGUAUUUACAGUAUAUAUGUAUCGACACAUAAUUGCCGAUGCCCCGGGUGCAUGUUUUGAGUUUUUAUACAAACCUGUGAAAGGAAACUUCAGGGUUUUCCUCUUGUAAUUUUACAGACAUUGAAUGGCUUGAGGUAAAUCAUUCAAAAUGCUCAGUGCUGAUGUGGAAUUUUCUUAUUUGAUGCUGGUAUUUUCUUACCCAGUGAACCUAAGCUCAAGCUUCCAUCAUUUAACUUGCACGCUCAGUUUUAAAAUAAGUUAAACGCGCACUUUAUAAUCCCUGGAUACACUCCGUUCCCACUGCCUGAGCCAACUUCACGCUGUACCUUGAUGGAAAUGAUCUUUUUAAAAAUGAACUGUUCAAGUGUCUACGUCUUGUUGUGUUAAGCUCCCCACUGUCUGCACCUCACUCUUGUUUACAAGCACUUUGAGUGAAAAAUAAAUGAUUAUACCCCAACCACA